AACAUGUAGUUAGCAAGUAAACGCAACGCGUGUUUAUAUUAUUGGAUUAUCAACAAUGGAACAAAGCCCUGAGCGGUUACAUCCAGACGAAAGGACAGCUUUUCCAGAUGAAAACGAUUCUACUGGUAGUACUUCAAGCAACAGGAGUUUGCGUAUUGCAGAGAAACAAAAGAAGAAAAGUGAGGCGGAGGCUCCUGUGUCGGUUGCGUUGACGUACUUUUCCCAGGUGAAAGCAGGCACACCUGUUACGGGGAACGAUGUUCUGGCGGGUCACCUGUUGCAGAUGGAGAGGUCUGCCCUGGCCCAAGGCCUCGACCCACACGCCGUCUCCAUCAUGCUGGAGUUUGCCAUGAGCAUGCGGAUGACGAGCACCAUAUCCACACGGGUGCUGAAGUUCCUGGUGCCCUCCUCGGUAGUUCCCCAGGAGGUUGUCUUGAGAGGGUUCUCAUGGCUGAACACACAGAAGUUGUCUCAGUCCGCCCAGCUCCUCUUCCUGCGCUGGGUGCUGACCAUGUUCGACAUGAUCGACUACAAGGACAAGCUGAGGGCCAUCUAUGGCAUCCUCUUCCACUUUGUCACGGAUGAAAACUUGUCUCCCUUUAUCUGCCAUAUUUUGUAUCUCCUGACCAUCAAAGAAAACGUGACUGCCUAUAGAGUUCGAAAGCUGUUGGACAUUCAGAGCAAAAAGGGCAGGCAGCCACACAUACUGCAGUUACUGGCCCUUUACAAAGUCUUCUGCCCAGAGCUGGUUCCACAGUCUGUCUCGGGACGGAUAAAGGGUGGCUUCAAAUCAUAUGACUCCACGUGGAGAACUCCUCUAGCAGCAGUGUCCAAGCGGAGAGUUAAGGAGAACCCCAGCAUGGACCUGCCCUUAGGACUCCCACAGAUGACCAACCGCAAGAAAAGGAAGUUCCACCACCUGGAGCUUCCUGCCCUGGCCCCUCCUGCUGCUGUAGGCCCUGUCAGCAGGAGAGGGGUGUGCCUGCUGCAGCUGAGAACCUUUAACGAACUGCUGGAAAACUUAACCAGCAUCGAGCUCCCGGCUCAGAUGGGCUCCCUGCUCAGCUCUCGUCUGGCGCUGCACUACCUGGACUGUGUGCAGGAUGAGUCGGCCUUCCUGCGCCUCAACUACUGGCUGGGAAACGCACUGCAGGAAGAGUUUUUCGGGCGGCCAGUGGAGGGUGCCCAAGACAGUAUGGUCGAGGCGUCUAACUUCCUCAAUAUGCUGGUGUCCACACAGAGCUUCUUUCAGGAGGGCUUCUCUGCCACAGAGGCGUUCCUGUGUAAGCUGCUGGAGGUUUGGGACGGCUCUCUGCACCAGCCCCAGAUCCUGGAGCUGCUUAGCGACAUGACACUGCUGCCCAGCUCACAAAUAAAGCAACUCCUCUUCGACCCUUUACAACAGCUAUACUUCACAUCGUCCGUGUUUUUCAAGUGCAGUGUCAUUGAGUGCCUGAACAGUAUGCUCCGUAAGUGGCUGACCUGGCAUUCCGUUAGUGCCGAGCAGGAGGACUGUCUUAACAUCAGCCUUAGUAACCGCAGCACCAUGAGCUUGAGCUUGUCUGGGUUCCUGGACUCGGUGCUGAAGCUGGUGCACUUUGUGGGGCGUCUGGCCUCAGUCGGCCUGCAGCUGGAGAGAUGCCACAGCCUGCUGAUACACCAUGCACUGGACUUCUAUGAAACAGUAUGUGACAUGUACCUGAAGUACAAGCUGCCCCUGUUUGUCAUGCCUCCUGCCGGCGUCUUCUACGCAGCACUGCUCGCCCCCGACCCCGUUGCUGUGGACCGCCUCUGCCACAUCAUGCUCAAGUACAGACAAAAUCUUUCCCGUGUGAAGACACAACGUCAGGCACAAAAACAGUCUCUUAACAUCAACCGCAGCGUCUACUUGGAGUUCAACACGUACCUGGUGAGCAUGGUGGGCCUCCUGUGGAACUCGCAGGCCUUUGCGGCGAACACGGGGCUGGAGGUGGACAGGACUCUGCUGGAGAGGACUAAAGUGGCCGACUACAGCAGCCGCUACAACCUGGUGCACCACCCUGCAUUCCUCCACUACGCCAUGGACUUCCACAAGCAGUGUUGGCCGGAGCGUACUGAAAUGGACCUGAACUCCAUCCAGGUGACGCGGUACUGGGACUGGUAUGUGGAGUAUCUGGGCACAAGAGGCUUUGGCGGCUUGAGGGACUUCAUCAAGGUCAACAUCCAACCCACUGCUAACCGCCAGAGCACAGCCCAGCCCCUCAGCCAGCCCCCACAGUCACAGUCAAGCCAGUCCACAGAGUCCAGCUACUGUAGCCCUUCCCAGGCAUAUUGAACACUAGGGGCUCAUUCCAUUAUCUUAACUCCUGUCCUCUCUUGUGCUUGUGACCUUGUGAUAACGUCGCAAGUUUAAUUCCAAUUCCAACCAAGACAGCGGCGCCCCAGGUUGGCCACUCCAAAAGGCUAAGCGCAGCAGCUUGUGUUCUAUAUUUAUAUCAAGUCAGGUCAAGCCCUUCCAUUCAGGCGAGUCCACAGCACUGCAUCCACCAAAACAUCAUCAGCUCCCUACACUAACAUACUUCUUCUCUAGUAUUAAUAUUAACAUAAAGUUACUGCAACAAAAAGACUUAUGUUAUCGACAAGGCAUAGCAAGCGGCUUUAGAAUUUCACGUCACCUUGGGACACCAUUAACAUUUUGUAAAUUAUUGUAUAUUUUUCUAUGUUUUGUCAAAACUUCCAAACUUGUAUUAUAUAAAUGUGUCUUUUUUGUCUUUCCUUUCUGCUUGUCGCCACUGAAAAGCAAUAAACUAUUUUUUUCCUGCAA
This is a messenger RNA of Engraulis encrasicolus (European anchovy), 2803 nucleotides long. It is a transcript of the gene cenpi, whose product is annotated as centromere protein I. Gene Ontology annotation, cellular component: inner kinetochore; kinetochore. Gene Ontology annotation, biological process: CENP-A containing chromatin assembly; mitotic sister chromatid segregation. NCBI's taxonomy places the organism in Eukaryota, Metazoa, Chordata, Actinopteri, Clupeiformes, Engraulidae. Bases 56 to 2314 code for a protein of 752 amino acids. The record is from RefSeq and is a predicted model, not a curated record. The transcript has 20 exons.